Dreissena polymorpha is the source of this 1749-nucleotide messenger RNA. Its product is annotated as kelch-like protein 23. NCBI's taxonomy places the organism in Eukaryota, Metazoa, Mollusca, Bivalvia, Myida, Dreissenidae. The record is from RefSeq and is a predicted model, not a curated record. The transcript is spliced from 5 exons. The coding region runs from base 613 to 1599 and encodes 328 amino acids. Gene Ontology annotation, molecular function: protein binding.
CGUCACAAUGCAGACGUCAAAAACCGAUAGCGACAACGUGUAACAAUCAAACUAGAGAAAAUUUAUUCUGUCAGUUCUUAUAAUCAUAAUAUCGGCAUUUUUUAACUACAAAGAAGGAAUCGCAGUCGGUUGCGGGCAAGUCCGACCCCGGGUCGACGCCCCAUGCCGCUGAGGAUCACAAAACUCCCGGAAACUACCGAUACAUACGAAUUUGACACAGCUUCGGUUUAUUUUUGUGUAAUAGCUUUUAAUAGUAACGCUUUUUGCAAUACUUUGCUUUUUUCCGUGAUAUUAUAACCAGAACUGAACUUUUAGCGUGUAAUUUUAUGUCAUAUUCAGACUGUGCAAAUCUGCAAUACAAGUGUGUGUACUUUUUAUAUCGUUGAUAGAUAGGCUAGGUGCAGUUGUGUAAUAUCAAGCUCUUUCUCAUCUUUGGAAUGCUCAACCUAGUUCCGAAGAAUUAAAUCACAGUGCGUGAUUUUGAAAUUGUAGCGUUUAUCAGGAAGAUACCGAUGUCAAGUAGUCCGUCAUACACCCAUUGAGAAUUCUUCUCGCGUUGGUGGUGUAUCUAUAUCUCCAACUGACUAUCGCCUUGCAUCAGACGACAACGAUAUGGUGGAUAACGGCGAGAGUAACAUAGAUGACGUCACUGCCGGUGGUUAUGAGACGACAAUUCCGUUUCACACCGAGGACGAAUUCACCGACGUUAUUUUGAUGGUUGAAGGGCGACAACUGUGCACUAACCGCUCACUGCUCGCGUUUGCCUCCCCUGUAUUCAGCUGCAUGUUCACGGCCGAGUUUCGCGAGAAAUCGGAAAAGGCUAUCACGUUACCAGACAAAAGCUACAUAGCCGUUCGUGACAUGCUGUCAUAUCUACAUCCGGGGGUGGAGUUUACACUGUCACGUGACAACGUGUUUUCUCUAAUCCCAUUGGCUGAAGAAUACCAGCUUCUUAUUCUGAAGACCGCGUGCGAGGACUUCCUCGUGAAACAUAUUGGCAACCAAUGUUGCCCCGUACCCAAGUUCCUCGUGAAAUGCCUGGAGGUGGCGGAAAUGAACUCAUUGUAUGCUCUACAUGCAAAGUCGUCUGAGCUCCUCGCAGACCCGGAUGUAGCACUGAAGGACCUGAAAGAAAGCGCUGUGGUCACCCUGGCAACGAAGGCGGCCAUCUUUGAGAGGCGGAUCUCGAAUAUGGAUCGUGAGAAGGCCGAGAUUGAGGCGUGGAAAAACAAGAUCAACAACGUCCGGAGGCGGCUUAGUGACAUCGUGUCCUCCCACAAUGACCACUGCAGAUGUCGCGUGGAGGUGAAAUUACGCCACCCCGUCCAGCGCACGUGCCCGUACUGUUCACGCACAUGGUGCUCAGACAACGUGAGCACGGACGCGUACCGGAACAGCUACCAAUUCUACUGCAACCACAAAGUCGGGUACAACAUAGCGCACGAUGCUACAAUUAUUAAAUUCCUCGAGCAAGCGGAAUUUCCAGUGACGUCAUCAAUACCACAAAGCCCUAGCAAUGCCAUUAAUGGCGUCAUAGCGUUACGUAACCAUUCUGGACAGCAAAUACUCCCGGAUGAAAAUGUGUAUCGAACCUGGUGACGCAUUAAAUAACGAUGUAAGGUCGACAUAGUUAGCCUUUUUACUACUUAGUAAAGAAACAACGUUUUUUUACCUAUAUGACCCUGAAUCCGAGAUCAUCGGGAUGUUUACUAUCGUUGAUUGUUGAUGAAAUAAAUAACUAUAAAAGUC